UGAAAAUCAAAUAGAAUAUACUAUUUUUUAUUUAUUCAGUGUAGGAAUGACGUUUUUUGUUAACUGUUUACCAACAAAAGAUAAAGUGUUGUGCUCAACCAAUUCAGCAAAAAAAAUCACUAUUUUUCCCAAAGAAUAACAAAUUUAUAUUCUAAUUGGUUGCAUAAAUUGUUUAGAUUAAAAUGGUUUUCACUUGGUGUAGCGUGCCACUGUGUAAAAAUUUAGCAAGUCCUUAUAAAGAUCAUCAAUUUUACCCCUUUCCAACUGAUCCAAACCUCCGUUUGCGAUGGAUACAGAUUACUAAAUAUUCGAAGGAAAUUGUGGGUCGGGAAGCCGUUUGUUGUUUGCACUUCACGAAGGACAACUUCGAGUAUUGCAAGCAAACAAAUUCCUAUGUAUUGAAAUCCUCCGCACUACCCAAUCAAUAUCUACCAAAGACAGGAGAGUCUGAUAGUUUUCCGUUCACGCCGAACAAAGGACGAAUAACCAAACAGGAUGCGGGAUUGCACUUCUCCGAAUUGCUGCGCAAAUUACGUGAAUCAGUACCGGCCACAGUUUCGAAGCCAAAAUCAACUUAUCUAUCCAACAAGGACCUCGAAGUGAGGAAGAAACUAAAAGAAGAUCCUUACAUUCGGGAGUAUGUGAUGAAAGAGGCCUUUCCCAAUUUAAAUUAUGAAGCACUGUCGUUGCUUCUGAAGAAAGUAACAGAUCCCAAUGGAAAAGUGACUAUCAAUCACAGUUCAGCAAAGCACGUGAUAUCGUUGACCUACCAAACGGCAGGCGACCUUGAAGCAUCGGACGAGCUAAAUGCUCGUAACAUGGUCCAUCUGGCGCGAGACGAACCGCAGGCUUCACGCAUGAGACCACGUGAACUGGCCGACGAGCUGGACUUUACCGGCCAGAUUAGUUUCACGGAAAAGUUUCCCAACAUUUACCGCGACAACUAUUUCGACAUUUGGCCAACGCAGCGUCGAAAACGAGGUAAAGUGGAAGUUGUUCCAGACUCAGACGAACAGGCAGAGCGAAGUAAAUCGAAACCUUAUGUCUACAAAGUGUGUUACAAAUGCUGCAAACUGGUCCCCAACGAGGUUAUUCCCGUUCACUUGCAGAUGUGCGACUUCAGAAUGUCGCAAUGUACGACCUGUUUCGCGGGAUUCCUUUCACCUACGGAGCUGCACGAUCACAUCAAAGCGUCACAUCCGGACGCGUUGAAUGAAACAGCCACCACGGGACCUUACCAAUGUGGCAAAUGCGACAACACUUACUUCAAGUUGCCCAUGCUAGAGAAACACAUUAGCGAACACCAGAAAAUCAUUCAGGGAUCUAAAUUCGAGUGUGGAUUAUGCACAUCGGUGUUCGCGGACAUGACAGAUCUGACAACGCACUUCAUUAACGAACACGAAAUUCGCCAGGAUGUAGCGAUGGUAGCACCGAAUGAUGCACGGACUGCGACAAAAGAGGUGACUCCACUUGUGUACAAGUGCGGUUUUUGCGGUGAACAUUUUGGCCACUCCCAAGCGGUGGCCGACCAUUUGAAGGAGAAACAUGGGAACGACAUGAUUCAAUCCGAUCAACCGAACGUCGGUAUGCUCACCAAACCAACCGUCGUUAAGAAUCCAUCCAAACUGACGGAAGCUGAUAUGGGAGGACCGGAAGGAACGUUCGACAUUUUUCUGUGCAAGCAUUGUCCGGCGCGCUAUCGAACUCUGAAAGACUUCAAGACCCAUUCGGAGCUCUUCACUGGUCAUCGGCUGUUAAAGAAUUGCACCUUUUGUGAGAAUGAAUUCACCGACGAGGCCGCCUACAACAAUCACAUAAAUACGCACAAUCCCGAAAAGCUUUUCCGGUGCAAUAAAUGCAUCGGAUCGGCGAGCAACUUUGAAGAUUUGGAGCAACUUGUUGAGCAUCGUAGAAAGGUACAUCCUACCGAGAUUAGUUGGCUGUUCAGAUGUUGUAAAGUUUGCAAAAAAGCAGUAUUUGGUCCCACGAUGGGACAGCAUAGAGCUUUUCACCGGUUGAAUACCCAAUUCCAAUGUCCUGAAUGCAAUACCUUCAUGCCGCUGAGCGAGCGUAAAUUCCACGUCCAACAACAUCAAAAUGAGCAGAAUACUCUUCGAAAAUGCCGAUUUUGUCACGUAUUCGAGGUAAAAGAACUCCUCUCGGAACACGAAGCCAUCUAUCACCCGGAAGAAAGUCCAUACAUCUGUGUGCUCUGUGGAACAAAGUGCGAUACUCAAGAACAGUUAAAGCGUCACGCUGACUUGUCUCAUAGCCCGGUGGAAUUCAGAUCGCUCGGAUCGAGCUUGUACAAAACCAUCGUGGUCGAGAAUGCCGAGUAUUAUGAGUGUCGAAUUUGUCUCGUCGACCACGUCUAUCGUGCCGAAAUGGUUAAGCACAUUCGUUCGGAUCACUUGAGAAGACCGCGCCAAAAUACGUGCACAAUAUGUGGUCGCAUAUUUAGAAGGGCACGUACCCUACUCACACAUUUGAAAAAGCUGGAAUGCCAACCAGGACAGAAUUUGCCUCUCGUGAAGAAACCUUGCUGGGUGUGCAAGAAAUGGCUACCGAAGCAAGACCACUUGGAACACUUCAAACGCGAACAUGUAGGACAGUUCCCCGUCGAAUGCGUUCUCUGUGGCCAAGUCUUCAAGGAACAGUACCAACUGGUUCAGCAUAUAGAUGUCAACCACACCAGCGAUGAGCGACGGACGUUCAUCACGAGGCAACGUGGCUAUCAGGUAUACGUAGAUGGUAAGUAUCAGUACUAUGAAUGCAAACUGUGCUGCCAAGAGUUCACCCAUAAAGUGACUUGCGAGGAGCAUCUGCAGUCGCACACUUUCGAUACUUAUUUGAACGACUCGGACAUCAUUAUGGAGAUUGAUGUAGUAGAAGAAUUAAAUGAUGAAAAUAAAGAUGAUGGAGAUCAAUGAUUGUGAAAAUUGA
Molecule: messenger RNA, 2943 nt
Organism: Armigeres subalbatus
Lineage: Eukaryota; Metazoa; Arthropoda; Insecta; Diptera; Culicidae
Product: zinc finger protein 84-like
Exons: 4
Coding region: 183-2930 (915 amino acids)
Biological process (GO): regulation of transcription by RNA polymerase II
Cellular component (GO): nucleus
Molecular function (GO): DNA-binding transcription activator activity, RNA polymerase II-specific; RNA polymerase II cis-regulatory region sequence-specific DNA binding
Source: RefSeq, a predicted model, not a curated record